AUCAUAAAACGCAAGUAUUAUUUCAGCAUCUAAAUGUAAUGGGAGAUCAUUCUGUUGGGUUAACUGUAUAUUCACCUGAUAUAAUAACCAGGGCUUUUGAAUAUUUUGCAACAAGUCGUUCCACUUACAAUCAAUUGUAUUGUGAUUAUCAGUUGCCAAGUAUUCGAACUUUAACUCGUAUAACUUCAAAAAUAAAUUCUCAAGACGAUUUGGUUUUUUUAAGUUCUGUGCUAUUAAACCUUGAGGAAAAAAAAAGAAAUUGUGUUUUAUUGAUAGAUGAAGUUUAUGUCAAAGCUGCUUUAUUAUAUCAAAGUGGAAAUAUUUUUGGAAAAGCUGUUAAUAAUCCAGAGAAAUUAGCUACUACUGUACUUUCAUUUAUGAUCAAAAGUCUUUAUGGUGGUCCUGAAUUUUUAGCAAGAGUUUUACCAGUUACUAAUCUAACAUCAGAUUUCCAACUAGAUCAAUGCAAGUUAAUUGUAGACACCAUAGAAAGUUCUAUAUGUAAUGGCAAAGUAGUUGCAAUUAUUACUGAUGGUAAUAAAGUUAACCAAAGCUUUUUUUCUAAAUUCAAAACAGUAGAUGGAAAACCUUGGUUAUGUCAAAAUGGAACUUAUAUUUUAUAUGACUAUGUCCAUCUUUUAAAGUGCAUUAGAAAUAAUUGGCUGACAGAAAAGUUAGGUCAGUUGCAGUUUAUUUAUAAUGAAAUAUCUUAGAUUGCCAUUUGGAGAGAUUUAGUUAACUUAUAUACACUUGAAAAAAACCAAUUAUUAAAGUCAUCAAAGUUGACUGAAACAUCAAUAAAUCCUAAACCAAUAGAACGACAAAAAGUUGGUUUUCUUCGGAUCCGAUUGAAAAAUGCUUUGGAAAAUUACGUCAAGGAUCAGGUGGUACUUAUUUUAUAACCACUAAAUCAGUUAUUGAAAAAGUACGUUUCAGCAUGCU
This is a messenger RNA of Hydra vulgaris (swiftwater hydra), 942 nucleotides long. The record is from RefSeq and is a predicted model, not a curated record. Lineage: Eukaryota; Metazoa; Cnidaria; Hydrozoa; Anthoathecata; Hydridae.